This is a messenger RNA of Soboliphyme baturini, 825 nucleotides long. Lineage: Eukaryota; Metazoa; Nematoda; Enoplea; Dioctophymatida; Soboliphymatidae. The record is from the annotation of a GenBank genome assembly.
AUGCUGAAUGUUGAAUUUUGCUUCAGCGAUGUUACGUCGGACGUGAACGUCAUCCACAACUGCGAAACCUUGCAGAGGGGCUUACGAACGAAUUCAGAUGAACUGAUCGCUGUGAAGUGCAUAAUGUUGGACGUCAGUGCGGUAGAACGCGAACAAAUUCUGUCCGAACUAGCGAUUCUGUACGAGUGUUCUUCGCCAUAUAUAAUUACCAUUCACGAUGCAUUGUUCAUUGACAGCAGUAUCGCCAUAUGCAUGGAAUAUAUGGAUGGGGGAUCGAUCGAUCGUUACCUGAACAUCCCCGAAAACGUACUGCUAGCUGUUGGUGAUGCCGUUGUUUGUGGACUCGCAUAUCUGUGGGAAAAGAAAAUCUUACAUCGAGACGUCAAACCGUCAAACGUACUCAUCAACACACGUGGUGACAUCAAAUUAUGCGAUUUCAACGUUUCUGUACAACCUGAACGAGUGCUUGGCAAGGAUUAUGGCAUUACGGCUGAUAUCUGGAGUCUUGGAGUGUCUUUGGCGGAAUUGGCUUUAGGGAAAUUUCCCUUUUUCAUGACGAAUGGCGAAGGCAUAGAAGAAAAUAAACUUCCGCCAUUGAAGCUGUUGCAACUUAUCGUUAAACAGGAUCUGAACAGCUUGACGUAUCCUGUUGGAGUAUCGAAUGAGUUGAAGACGCUCAUCAGCUUGUGCUUGAUUAAAGAUCCUGUCAAACGACCAGAUCCAAAAUCCCUGCUGUCCUGCCCCUGUCUUGCUGCUGUGCAUCCGUACGACCGUUUGGCCAUAUCACGCUGGAUUUUGAACGACUCUUUUUUGCGUGUUUGCUAA